This is a messenger RNA of Mangifera indica (mango), 3115 nucleotides long. RefSeq lists its product as uncharacterized. The coding region runs from base 475 to 2766 and encodes 763 amino acids. The transcript has 4 exons. The record is from RefSeq and is a predicted model, not a curated record. Lineage: Eukaryota; Viridiplantae; Streptophyta; Magnoliopsida; Sapindales; Anacardiaceae.
AAACACAAAACACAGUUUAUUGUCUUUCUCAGUUAUCUCGUACUCUGUACAAAAACCGCUUGAACAAGACACACUCUUGUAGCCUUCAACACAAUCUAGUAAUCUACCAACAACCAAAACAAAAACAGAAACGAAAAGGAGUACUGGAGCAAACCCAAAAAGAAAAAAAAAAACUGAAAAUAGAGAAAAUGUUUUUCUGAAAACAAGGAAAACAGAAGUACCAGAUCUCUUUUUCUCGGUAUUUUAAUUAGAUCUUUCUUCUUCUUAAAGCCCUUUACUCUAGGAUUAAAGGGUGUUUAUACAUUCAUUCGAGGAGCAAUCUUUGAAGGCUGUUUUUGAGAACUGCGUGGUUGUGCUGACGAAUAAACGGCCAAGAUUGAGUUUUGAGAUCGAUUGUGGUUUUCUUCUUAAUUAUUUGCAGUUUUGUUUGAUUUUUAGUUAUUUUUAGUUGUGGGGUGUCCUUGUGAUUGUGUGAUGGGAAGUCCUGAAUCUGAAGACGAUGGUAACAGAACGAAUAACAUUGACCCAUCAGUGGGCGGGUUGGUUUGGGUCCGGAGACGAAAUGGGUCGUGGUGGCCGGGUCGGAUUCUGGGUCUGGAUGAGGUUUCUGAGGGUUGUUUGGUUUCACCAAGAUCUGGUACUCCUGUUAAGCUUCUAGGUCGUGAAGAUGCCAGUGUGGAUUGGUAUAAUCUUGAAAAAUCUAAGAGGGUGAAGGCAUUUCGUUGUGGAGAGUAUGAUGAAUGCAUUAAGAAAGCAAAAGCUUCUGCAGCAAACCCUGGUAAGAAAGCAGUGAAAUAUGCUAGGAGGGAAGAUGCCAUCCUUCAUGCUCUUGAGCUUGAGAGUACUCGCCUUGGCAAGGAUCAUCCAGACUACUGGGUUAGACCGGAUAAUUCCAGUGCUGAGGUUGGUCUAGCCAAAGAAUCACCUUUCAUAUCCCAUUCUAGCAAGGAGAAUGAGGAUGUGAGUGAUGAAACAAGUGAUUCUGAAGAUAACUCAGAUUCUGCACCUGAAUUAUCUCAAUCUGGCAUAUCUUUUGAAGAGGUAAAUCGUACUAGUGCUUCUAAGGUGCUAUCUGUGCAAGGUAAGAGAAGAAGAACACCAAAUGAUUCAGAGGAUGAUGGAAUUGAGGGUAGUAAGCGCAUGAGAGGACUUGAGGACCUAGGCAUGGGAGUAGGCUCAAAAAGAAAAGUCCAGGCUGUGAGAGCACCUGAGUUAGCUCAACAAGAAAGUGCUUCACCGAGUGAUUCAUACACUGGAAAUAUGUCUAAUGGAGGUCCUGUAAAUGGUAACAAAGGGCAUUCUUCAUCACUGAAAAGAAAGCGAACACAAGUGCCAAAUGUUCAUGAGUUCUUAAAAAAGAAGAAUCGUCGCCGACCUUUGACAAAAGUUCUGGAGAGUACUGCUAUGGUAUCUGUGCCAGUUGUCUGUGAUCAAAUAGCCAGUUCAAGUGGUUCACCUAUUCGUGGUUUAUCUGAUAGCAAGGUUUCUGGAGUAGAAUCUAAUGAAUCAAGGAAGAGUUUGUCUGUGGUUAUUAACAACAACUCUGAAGGCACUGUAGUUUCUUGUGAAAAUGGUGACCACUUGAAUGCUUCUGAACAUGCCUGUGAUGCUUCUCAAAUUAAUCAUAAGAUGAAGGAGAGUGAAAUUUCCAGCAUAUCUGGUUUAGUGGGAAAAGACAAGUUAUUUGAUGUGCCAUUUGUUGUGGCAGAUAAACACUCAGCAGGUUCUUCUCCUAUGGUUGUCCCUUGUUCUUCUGGGAGGCCUCAAGUUGGUGUCUUGGGAAGACAAUCUAGUCAAUGCAGCCUAGAAGAAUCUAUACCUUCAAAAAAUGAGGGACUUAAUGAGUCUGGUUCUACCAGUUCAGCAGCUGUUCAUGUUAACAAUAUUUGCCAGAUGGAGAAAGGUACGUCAAAGUGGCAGUUAAAAGGAAAGAGGAAUUCAAGACAUAUGAGUAAGAAUAGAAGACACGACUCAAGAAGAUAUGUGGACAUGGAUGAUGAGCCAAAUGCUUAUGUGGCAGGAAUGGAGCAACUGGAUGGUUCUCAUCAGAAAGCUGAUUGCGAUGGUAUUUGUGGCUCCAAGUCUAAAACUGAAACAGAAGACAAACACUGGAGGAAGUCUAUUCCUCACAGGGAACCUCACAUGAGAACCACAGAGGUGAAAUUAUUGUCUGAUGGUUGUAUAAGUCCUAGAAGGUCACUUCCCUUUCGACAAACCCGGUACAUGGUUCAUUCCAGAUUUCAAAUGUCUGAUUAUCCUGUCAGAAAUUUUUGUGUUGAAUCUGCACUGUAUGACAUUGAGCUUGAGGUGAAGGCCAGCUACAAGCCACAGCAUGUUCCGCUUGUUUCCCUUAUGAGUAAAUUGAAUGGUAAAGCCAUUGUUGGUCAUCCUCUUACUGUUGAGGCUUUGCUUGAUGGCCACUGUGAUGGCAUUGAAUGUGAUGCAACUUGUGUGUCUGUGUUGGAGUCUGCUUCUGAAAUGAGUUGUGCAAUGAAGCGAAAUUCAGAAGUUAGAAGAAUUUCUACAAAGCAUAAAAAACUGUCAUCACGAUACUCACCGAAUAGAAGGAAAAAUGGAAUAUUGUCUAAAAAGAUACGGAAAUUGUCCUCACUGACUGGCCAAGCAGAGAGGAAGCCAGUGGUUGAAAAGCCAAAGGGUGCUGUUGUUGCGUGUAUCCCUCUGAAAUUAGUGUUCAGUAGGAUAAAUGAAGCAGUGAAUGGUUCUGCACGACCAGCUUUGGGUAAUUUGGCAUCAAGCAACUUGUGAAUUCAGACAUGAACUAGUUGGUAUGCUAGGGAUUUUUAUGUGGUUAGAUUUCCCAGUGUAUCUAUGCAUAUUUAGCGGGAGUUUUUAUGAUCUGCGUAAAGUUAGAAUCCGACUAUACAAUUCCAGUAGAGUUCCUUGUUGUAAGAGUAUGAAGGAUGAAGGGUGCUUUGUAAAUAAUGUAACAUUAGCUGAGCUGUAAAGUUGGUGAUCUGGUUUUAGGUACACUCAUGACCUUAUCUCAGGUUCUUAAUUCAUGAUUCAGGUUGACUCAGUGGGCAAAUAACUUAGUUUUGUUGUACUUUUUGGAUUGGGACACAAUGAGUAAUUUACUCCAAGCCAUUUUCUCUUU